AUGUCGAAACCAACAUACAUCAUAUACAGCUAUUUUCGCUCUUCUUGCUCUGCCCGCCUUCGAAUGGUACUAAACCUCAAGGGCAUUGAGUAUGAAAUGAAGACUGUCAACCUCCUCAAAGCAGAACAGCAGUCCAGCGAGCACAAGGCCCUCAAUCCAAACGCUACUGUACCUUUGCUGUUGCGCAAAGGCAGCGACGGAAGCAUUUUCAAGGUCGGCCAAUCGGUCGCUGCCAUCGAGUAUCUUGACGAGACACUCCCCGAGAGCUAUCAGCUUUUACCGCCAGUUUCAGACCCAGAGGCAAGGGCUGUCACCCGUACGCUGGCUAGCAUCAUUGCCUGCGACCUGCAGCCUGUCACAAACCUGAGGAUCAUGAAGCGCAUUAAGAGGCUCGGGGCCAGCCCAGAGCAGUGGAACAAGGAAAUAAUGACAGAAGUGCUUCAGGCCUAUGAGACGACGGCCAAGGACUCGGCGGGCCAGUACUCCGUUGGCGAUAACAUCACAUUGGCAGACGUUUGUCUGCUGCCAGCUGUCUGGAAUGCGCAGCGAUAUGGCGUUGAUCUCGACGCAUUUCCGAUCAUCACAAAGACCAGUGAGAACUUGAGCAAGCAUCCUGCAAUCAUCAAAGCGCACUGGCAAAACCAACCUGAUACCCCUGAAGAUCUGCGUGCGAAUGGUAGCUGUUAA
This is a messenger RNA of Trichoderma gamsii, 687 nucleotides long. RefSeq lists its product as hypothetical. NCBI's taxonomy places the organism in Eukaryota, Fungi, Ascomycota, Sordariomycetes, Hypocreales, Hypocreaceae. Gene Ontology annotation, cellular component: mitochondrion; cytoplasm. The transcript has a single exon. The coding region runs from base 1 to 687 and encodes 228 amino acids. Gene Ontology annotation, molecular function: glutathione transferase activity; maleylacetoacetate isomerase activity. Gene Ontology annotation, biological process: L-phenylalanine catabolic process; glutathione metabolic process. The record is from RefSeq and is a predicted model, not a curated record.